AUGCCCGGGGUGGACGGGAAGAUAGUCUCAGAUCACCGCCAGCAACUAGGUAUCCCGCUCCGAUUCCCGUGGAUCGUGGACGACAACACUCCAGUAGUCGACUUUAGCACCUGUAGAGGCAAUAUCAACAAGGCGCCAAACAACUACCGAAUCUUUAGAGCCCGGAGAGACGUUGCCUCUUCGGACAAAGCGGCCAAUCUAAAAAAUCGGCGGCCUCGAGACUGGAAGCCCGCCGGCCCCAAUGUCUCGGUGCUGUCGUUCAUGCCCCCGCCCACACUGCCCGUCCGCCGUUCUCUUCUGUUGGUAGACUGCUAA
Colletotrichum lupini is the source of this 315-nucleotide messenger RNA. RefSeq lists its product as uncharacterized. Lineage: Eukaryota; Fungi; Ascomycota; Sordariomycetes; Glomerellales; Glomerellaceae. The coding region runs from base 1 to 315 and encodes 104 amino acids. The transcript has a single exon. The record is from RefSeq and is a predicted model, not a curated record.